UGUCAAAGUUUUGCAAAGAAACUUCAAACGUUUUCGUUUUUCGUGAAUUUGCCUAAUUUUAUUGUGAAAACUACAAAUUUUCCGCAUUUUUUCUACCCAAACGAUGCGCUAGUUAGCCCCGCAUUCGCGCUGAAUAAAAUCCGAGUGAACAAUAAUGUCGCUCUUUCGUAAACCGAAGAAACCGAUCCAGCGACGCGUUUUCAGUGGCUACGAUGAUGAGGAGGACUCUGCCACCACCGUAGCAGCCAACAGUUCCGGCCAGCACCAACAUAACAAUGGCAACCGGAUGGAGGUGGACCCAACGCCACCGCCAGCACCCACAAUUUCUUCCAAAUCCAAAAAAGACAAGAAACAUUCGAAGGGUGCUUCGGCAUCUUCGUCUUCGAACUCUGCUUCGGGGCUCUCGAGCAAGCCCAGCUCCAAACUGUCUUUGCUAAGUUUCGAAGAUGAAGAGGAAGGUGAAGUGUUCCAAGUGAAGAAGAGCUCCCAGAGCAAGAAAGUCAUGAAAACGAUGGACAAGGAACGUCGGCGAAAACGGCACGCGGAAAAGAACGGUUCCAAAGAUACGUUUGGGUCAUUGUCAUCGUCAUCGAAAUCAAACAAAAACGGCAAAGAUUGCACUACGGCAGAAGACUCUUCCCAUAAAGAUAAAUUAAAAAAGGAAAAGUGUGAAAGUACUAGUUCUAAUAUCCAAACAGAAAUACGCACUGACGACUUUGUGCUGGUGGUUAAAAAAUCUGAUCCGAAAAAUUUGAUACUUAAUGGGCGAGCGGCUCUGUGUGCCGGUAAAGAUGACGUAUCUUCCGAAGGAGAAGACGCCGAAGAGGAUGCUGAUUCCGCCGGCGAGGGACACCACCGUUUUGCAAAACCGGACAACUUCAAAAUGUAUCUAGAGAACGGUGUCAUCCCGGAUGCUGCGAUGAUUCAUGCCGCCCGGAAGCGGCGGCAGAAAGCCAGGGAGCAAGGUGAUUUCAUACCGGUGGAAGAGCCCAAGGAAGACAAAAGCAAGAAACGAGUGGUUCGCGAGGAUGGUGCCGGGGAUGGAUCGGAUGAGGAUGACGAUCGAAUCGACAUGGCUGCCAUUACCGGAGCCAAAGAACGCGAGGAAAGAAGAGAGCAAUUUUAUUCCGUUCAACGAGAAGAUUCGGCCGAAGAAUCCGAUUUUGAAUCGAAAGAAUGGGAGAACCAACAGAUCCGCAAGGGAGUCACCGGUGCCCAGCUGGUGUCCGCUCAUCAGGAAUCCGUCAUUUCGCAGUACCUCAUUCAAGGUUUUAGUCACGCGUACCAAACCAACGACGAAGAUCAAAUACUUUCCACCGGUGCGCUUCUGGAGCAGGCCUACGCUCGAACCACUGGUCUGUCGAGGGCUAACACCAAAGCAUCCUCGGCUGGGAUGAUUUCGCGUGUCGCUACUGCCAGCAAACAGGAUCAGAAGGCGUCCGGGCCUCGAAUGCCGCAGGAAAUUUUGAAACAACUCAACGAAAGACUGCAAACGACCAGGGAUCUGAACUACAAACAUGUCGCCGACAUUGAAAAGAUCACCCAGGAGGUAAAGGUGCUUAAGUUAGAUCACCUACAGAGUGAACAAAAGGCACCGGCGGCUGCGGCAAAAUAUCGCUUCUAUCAGGAGAUUAAGUGCUACGUCAACGAUUUGGUCGAGUGUUUAGACGAGAAAGUUCCCCAGAUCGUGGUGCUGGAACAGCGAGCGCUAGCUUUGAUGGCAAAAUAUUCGAGCAUGCUGAUCGAACGGAGACGACAGGACAUGCGGGAUCAGGCCAAGGAGAUGGCCGAUGCAGGCAAGAGCAUGAAACGCCAGCAAGACGACCCGGACCGGGUCAGGCGAGCUGCAGAGCGAGAGGGACGCCGGACUAGACGACGGAGAGAUCGCGAGAAGAACGAAACGGCCGAGUCCCAUCGGGACGGGAUGUCUAGUGACGAUGAGGUAGCAGACAUCGAAACGCAACAGUACCGUACCACGCUGAAGGAGAUCGCUUUGGAAGCAACCCAGGUGUUCGAUGACGCGAAUGAAGAGUACAGUGAAGUGGGUACCAUUUUGGAUAAGUUUCAGAGCUGGCGCGAAAACGAAAUGGGUGCCUACAAAGAUGCGUACGUUAGUCUUUGUCUGCCGAAACUGGUUGGACCAUUAAUUCGGUUAAGGCAUGUGCUGUGGAAUCCGGUUAGCGGCGAAGAUGAAUUUAAUUUCGAACGCGAAGACUGGUACCGUAGCUGCGCGCUGUAUGGUCGUUCCCCGGAAGAAACAGAAAGCAGCUUAGCGGAAGACCCGGAUGUCCGUUUGAUUCCCACUCUUGUCGAAAAGAUUGUACUUCCAAAACUGACUGCGUUGAUAGAACAGGUCUGGGAUCCAUUGUCAACGACUCAAACGCUAAAGUUGGUUCGACUAAUAAACAGACUUAGCCGGGAUUAUCCGUCACUUAGGAGAACCUGCAAACAACUGAGAACAUUAUUCGAGGCAAUCCUGGACAAACUUAAACUAGCCGUCGAUAACGACGUUUUCAUUCCGGUUUUUCCUAAACAAAUGCAAGAAGCCAAGUCCUCAUUCUUUCAGCGGCAGUUUUGCAGUGGCCUGAAGUUGCUGCGAAACAUCACCAGCUGGCAGGGUAUUAUAGCGGAUGGUCCGCUGACGGAACUUGCCAUCGGUUCGCUGCUGAAUCGCUACCUGCUGAAUGGAAUGCGCGUCUGCACACCGACCGACGCAAUCAACAAGGCUUCGAUGAUUGUGUACACACUGCCGAGGGUGUGGCUUACAGCGGGCUCUUCUGUCGUUCAGAGUAUGAGCCAGUUUGUCACGAUGCUGCGUCACGUGGAAGCUCAACUGGAUCCGUCGAUUGCAAGCCAUGGGGAGCUAAUCAAAAAAGUUCAGGAUAUUUUGUCUAGUUUGCACGUGGUCACCUAAGAAACAAACAAUCUUGAUAUAGCACGUUGUUCUUCGGACUACCGUUCAUUGGUUGAAUUUUGUAGAUAAGCGUAGCUUAGCGUUUCCACUAAUUGUUUAUAAUCUCAGCAUAGGAAAACAAUGAUAGAACUUGCCAGCAAAAUGAAAUUAAAAACUGACUAUCAAUUUACUUGGGUUUAGUUUCGAACGAUAUUUGUGGGACAAGUUUGACGAAGGCGCGGAAAGUGGUUAGUAUUGAUAAAAUUCUAUCGAGCGAAGUUUUAUUGAGGGAUCCUUCGAAACUACCAUUUGUAUUGUUUAAGGUAAGUUUUAGGUUCGAUUGGUUAUUCCCUCAAAAAUUCUUUCGUUCGAAUUUUUUUCUAAAUACUCCGCUUUGGAACUUGUUUUCACAAAUGACGUGAACCAACGUGUAGUUACGAUGACAUAAACAAUAUACACACAUGUUUGUAAGAUAAUAAAUUGAACAAAGCAAUGGUUGUAAGCUUUGCUAUUAAAAGACAAACACUACUAUUUGAGCAAUCAACGUUCGUACGUUUCUUACAUUGUAUGCUAAAUAUGAAAAUUGGGAAGGAAUAAAAUCAUAAAUAUAUUUAAUAUUUA
This is a messenger RNA of Topomyia yanbarensis, 3514 nucleotides long. RefSeq names its product PAX3- and PAX7-binding protein 1. The record is from RefSeq and is a predicted model, not a curated record. The coding region runs from base 155 to 2914 and encodes 919 amino acids. Gene Ontology annotation, cellular component: U2-type post-mRNA release spliceosomal complex; nucleus. Gene Ontology annotation, molecular function: DNA binding. NCBI's taxonomy places the organism in Eukaryota, Metazoa, Arthropoda, Insecta, Diptera, Culicidae. Gene Ontology annotation, biological process: spliceosomal complex disassembly; mRNA splicing, via spliceosome. The transcript is spliced from 8 exons.